This is a messenger RNA of Lutzomyia longipalpis, 4206 nucleotides long. It is a transcript of the gene nAChRalpha3, whose product is annotated as acetylcholine receptor subunit alpha-like. Gene Ontology annotation, molecular function: transmembrane signaling receptor activity; acetylcholine-gated monoatomic cation-selective channel activity. The record is from RefSeq and is a predicted model, not a curated record. Lineage: Eukaryota; Metazoa; Arthropoda; Insecta; Diptera; Psychodidae. The transcript is spliced from 8 exons. Gene Ontology annotation, cellular component: postsynaptic membrane; neuron projection; synapse. The coding region runs from base 150 to 1829 and encodes 559 amino acids. Gene Ontology annotation, biological process: regulation of membrane potential; chemical synaptic transmission; signal transduction.
GAAAUCCGGAUGCAAAGCGCCUAUAUGAUGAUCUUCUGAGUAAUUACAAUAAAUUGGUGCGACCCGUGGUGAAUGUGACGGACGCCCUGACAGUACAAAUCAAGCUAAAAUUGUCCCAAUUGAUUGAUGUUAAUCUAAAAAAUCAGAUUAUGACAACGAAUCUGUGGGUAGAACAAACUUGGUAUGACUACAAACUAAAAUGGGAACCAAGGGAAUACGGUGGCGUUGAGAUGCUCCACGUGCCGUCGGAUCACAUUUGGAGACCUGACAUUGUGUUGUACAACAACGCUGAUGGGAACUUUGAGGUGACAUUGGCCACAAAAGCCACCCUCAACUACACAGGACGCGUGGAGUGGCGACCGCCGGCCAUUUACAAAAGCUCCUGCGAAAUCGAUGUGGAGUAUUUUCCAUUUGAUGAACAAACAUGCGUUAUGAAAUUCGGCAGUUGGACCUACGAUGGUUUUCAGGUCGAUUUGCGCCACAUUGACGAAUCUAAUGGCACAAAUGUGGUUGAAGUUGGAAUUGAUCUUACGGAAUUCUAUACAUCAGUCGAAUGGGAUAUUUUGGAAGUUCCUGCAAUUCGGAAUGAAAAAUUCUACACGUGCUGCGAUGAACCGUACCUAGAUAUAACUUUUAACAUAACAAUGAGACGCAAGACGCUAUUUUACACCGUAAACCUCAUCAUUCCGUGCAUGGGGAUUAGUUUCUUAACGAUUUUAGUAUUUUAUCUGCCAUCAGAUAGCGGGGAAAAGGUAUCAUUAAGCAUAUCUAUCCUACUUUCACUCACUGUGUUCUUCCUGCUGUUGGCGGAAAUUAUUCCACCAACCUCCCUUGUUGUGCCACUCCUGGGGAAAUUUGUCCUCUUCACAAUGAUACUCGACACAUUCAGUAUAUGCGUCACGGUUCUUGUGCUGAAUGUUCACUUCCGAUCGCCACAGACUCAUACAAUGGCCCCAUGGGUUCGGACGGUUUUCAUCAAUCAUCUGCCUAAGCUGCUGGUCAUGCGACGUCCUCUCUAUCCAUAUGACCAUCGAAUGCAUUCAAGUUGCAAUCGAUAUAUGGUGAGAACUUGCAAUGGAUUGGAAUUCAGGGAUCCCAUACCGCCUCUACCGCCCUCCGUGGCACUCACGAAUUUCGACCCGAGUCUCCUUCUUGAUCAUCACCUCCUAGACUCAAGCGAUCCCCUGGGUCUGGGCUCAUGCCAACUCCAUGGCGAUUCGGGACCAUGUUCUCCGCGCCAUCACCACCGGCACCCACGUCAUCAUCUCCUAGAUGAGCUGCCGCUCACCUAUCAGACAGAUCUGCUGGACGGAUCGCCGGAACCCCUGUCGAUAGCCACGCUCACACCCUCGCGCCGCCACCAGCACGUGGCCACGGUAGAUGCGGCCACAUUGGUGACGGCUGUACCUACGCUGCCACCACCGCCACCACCUACAAUUACACCUCAAAAAAGCACUGCCAAAGAACCUGCGGCCGCGAGCAGUUCUGCCAAAAAUGACGUACCGCCGGCGCCUGGGACUAGCCACUCGGGCGGUCACCGAUGGCACACCUGCCCCGAAUUACACAAAGCUAUGGAUGGCGUUACGUACAUCGCUGACCACACGAAGAAGGAGGAGGAGAGCACAAGGGUGAAGGAGGACUGGAAGUUUGUGGCAAUGGUGCUGGAUAGGCUCUUCCUAUGGAUCUUCACGAUAGCCGUUGUGGUUGGUACGGCAGGUAUUAUCCUCCAGGCACCCACACUCUACGACACCCGCGUGCCCAUUGACAUUAAAAUGUCUGAAAUUGCAACGACCACCGCCAAGCCUCACAUCGCGCGGCCUGUCUUAUAAAAGGGAUAGCGAUGUGCCCCGCGGAAAUGUAAGUUAGAUAACAAAAAUAAUGAUUUAAAACACCGUGAGAACACGAGCAUUCUUCCGGGCGCGGUUUUCACGAGAGCACACAAUGCCAUGAGAAUUGGCGAGGAAAUUCACAUGGGACGAUUUCCACUAAAUGCUAUAUGAAUGAGUGAAGAAAAAAGAUCGUGGAUGGAAUGGGAGUUUAGGUAAAAGGGAGAAUUUAGCCCCUCGAGGAAUUUUAUCAAAAAUGUCUAACGGAAUGGAAUUUCUUCUAUUUCCUUAUACAUUGCACGUGACUAUUAUUUUCUUUGGUAAAAUUCAUCUCACAAUAGCAUCUGAAAUGCAAUUUUUGAUUUUUUAAAUAUGUAUUACACCCUAAAAAAAAAAACUUCAAUAUUUCAGUUAUUUUUUGUUAUAUACAUUUAGCUAUGAUGUUUUUUUUGAAAAUGAAUUCAAAUCCAAGAAAUUUGAGACAAAGAAUACUCGGACGAGGUAAUAAAGCGCAAACAUAAAUUCGCAUAAAUCUCCAAUGAAAUAUUUAUCAAAUAAAUUGUGCGAUAAAUUGAAACAAAAUGCCCAUAGCAAAAUGCUUCCAUGCUAAAAGAAUAAAAAGACAAUUAUGGCAAAAUACUCUCUCUUUUUUAUUUAUUUAUUUCCGACACAUUAUAUCAACCACAAUGGAGUGUUAUAAAAAAAACCAUUUUUUUUGCAUUUUGCAUUAUUUUUUUAAUAAUUGAUAAAAAUAGGUACUAUUUUUGGUACUUUGUGAAUUAUUAUGCAAACAUCUGGUCUCUAAUUGAAAGUUUCACUGUAUUAUUUAACAAAAUGAAUCUAAUUUAAUUGUUAAAAAUUAGAUGUGGAUGGCUUGCACGAUUAGCAUACAUUUUUAAGACAUUUUCAAUAAAUUUGAGCAUACAUUCGACAUUUAUGUGGUAACCUGAAAUGCAAGUAUAUUGCAAAGAAAUCACAGAAAAACGUAUUUCCCGCUGAAAUCCCGCAAAGCAGUCGCAAAAGAAGCUUUAGAGCAUGAAAUCUUCUAUGGAAUCAUUUAGUUAGAAAAUCGUCUAAUUUUCCGAUAUCCGGUGGAUUUAGUUUUUACCAGUCUUUGUGUCCCAUAAUUCAAUUUCUCUUUAUUCUUUUCAAUCGUAUAAGUUCAGUGAAAUAAAUGCAAUGAAUGUUACGGAAAAAUAAUAUAAUAGGAUAUUUUAUUUUUGUUAUAAUUAAAAGAAUUAAAAAAAAUCAUAUCUGAUUUUACCCUUUUCACAAAAUUCAUAUCCAUUUAAAAAAAAUAUAUCUGUUUAAUGAAAUAGAAAAUUCCACUCCGACCCCGAAAAAUGUUCCUUUGACCCCUAAAUAAUUUUAUUAUAUAAAUUUAAAUUACAUAAAAAAAAUCAAGAGUGUCAUUAAGCAUAAAGCAUAAAAAAAUUAAAAAGGGAUUGAAAGAAUUUGUCAAAGGAUACGAUAGAAGAGUCCCAAGACCAUUAUUAGGUGAAAAAUAAUAUUAAAUAGUUAUUAACAAGAUAAAAAAAACAAUGAGGCGAAUGUUCGAGUCAAUGAAGGACUUGGUCCUUUGCAUUAACUAUAAAAAAAAUAAAUUGUUUAAAUAUGGAGAGGAGUUUAACUAAAAUUUGUGAUGAUUUUAAUUUGAAAAUGGAGAAGCAUAUAGAAUCACAGAGAAAAAUGUUUUCUCCAUUUUCACUUUAAAACCUCAUAUAUAUUUUAGCACGGGUUUUGAACAAAAGUUUAAAAAAAACAUUAAAGAAUAUCAUUAAAUGUGAUUUCGUUUAACAAAUUGACAUGUUAGGGUGAGAAACACUGAAAAAAAUUAAACACAAAUUCACACAGCAAUUAAAAGAUAGAGCACGUUAAGAAAAGUUUAAUUCUAUAAAGGGAAAAUGAUGAAGAAAAAAAUAUAACAUAUAGAGAGAAUAUUGAUGAAAAAAAAGUAACAGAAAAUAUAUAAAAAAAGAGAGAUGAUAAAUUAUUUAUUUUCCUAGAAAAGUUGUGCGUGUUUAGAUGACAGUAAGCGAAAGCAAUUUUUUCACCAAGAAGCAUUUAUAAACUUUCUUUUCAGUUAUUUGAUGUUUGCGAAUAAGAUUUCUUUUUGUUAAUUAUUGUUAUAAAAUAUCAACGUGACUUACAGUGAAUGAGUUAGAAGACUUUCAAAGGCGGUUGGAAGUUCAUAAUAAAGCACAAUGGUGCAAAGUUACUAACUCGCAUUAAAGGAGACUGAGGCAAUUCUACAUACUUCAAAAAGAUUUUUUUUUAAUAAAGAAGUUGUCCACAAAUAAAACGUGCAAAAUUGCCCCAGUUUCAUUUAUCAUGUGCUUCAGACGCAUUGGAAAGCGUGGAGAGGCUUUUUUUUUAUUGU